Messenger RNA from Triticum turgidum subsp. durum (durum wheat), 1017 nucleotides. NCBI's taxonomy places the organism in Eukaryota, Viridiplantae, Streptophyta, Magnoliopsida, Poales, Poaceae. The record is from the annotation of a GenBank genome assembly.
AUGUCGGUCAGCAACAUAGGGAUGAUGGACGGCGCCUACUUCGUGGGGCGGAACGAGAUCCUCGCCUGGAUCAACACUACCCUGCAGCUCGGCCUCGCCAAGGUCGAGGAGGUACCGUCGGGCGCGGUGGCGUGCCAGCUCAUGGACGCGGCGCACCCCGGGGCGGUGCCCAUGCACAAGGUCAACUUCGACGCCAAGAACGAGUACGACAUGAUCCAGAACUACAAGGUCCUGCAGGAUGUGUUCAACAAGCUGAAGAUCACCAAGCACAUUGAGGUUAAUAAGCUCAUCAAAGGAAGGCCCCUAGACAACCUGGAGUUCAUGCAGUGGAUGAAAAGAUACUGUGAUUCUGUUAAUGGUGGAUUCAUGACCAGCUACAAUGCUUCCGAGAGAAGAGAAAGCAGCAAGGGUGGGAAAGACACCAACAGAAGGACAUCAGGGACUUCCCAGGCGCCUGCCAAGUCUGCAUCCGCCACCCACAAAGCUCAGCCUCCGUCGCACGCAGCUAAGCGGGCCAACGGGCAUGCUUCAAAUGCUCCACAGCGGUGCGCAAAGCCGCCUCCAGCUUAUGAUGCACAGAUGACCGAGCUGAAACUCCUUGUUGAUAGCGCCGAGAAAGAGAGAGAUUUCUAUUUCUCUAAGCUGCGGGACGUUGAGAUCUUGUGCCAGAGCCCCGAGGUUGAGCAUUUACCGAUUGUGAAGGCUAUCCAGAAGAUACUCUAUGCUUCGGAGGACGACCCCUCGACGGUGGCGGAAGCCCAGGCAGAGAUGGUGGCGCAGCAGAACCAGAUGCAGCAGCAGCCAAUGCUGAGCCCCAUCCUGGAGGCGUCCGAGGCCCCAAGCAUCACCCCCAAGGAUUCUUCCGAGGAGAGCUUGAGGCAGGAAGCAGCGGCAGCACACAAGAGGAAGAGCAUCUCGGACCUGGAGGAGUUCGAGAUGGGGUCGAGCUCCAGGAUGAGGCUCUCAGACGUCUCGGACGUGCAGCUGUGCGGCUCACCGUUGAUGAGCUUCACCUGA